AUGGUGCUACGAAACAAAUUUCUGAUAAUUAGCGAAAAUAUAUGCUUUUUGGAACUAACUUUUGAUAUAUUACAGGUGCUGCGAGAAAUGUUGUGUUUUAUGUACACGGGAAACUCUCCUAGUGUCGAUCAGAUGGCUCAACAUCUUAUUGCUGCAGCUGAUAAGUAUCAUCUAGACCGUCUCAAGGUAAUGUGUGAACAAGCGUUGUGUGCAGCGUUGACGGCUGAAAAUGCAUGUGUUACCUUGGUACUGGCCGAUCUCUAUUCAGCUGAACAACUUCGAACACAUGCGAUCAAUUAUAUCAAUGUG
This is a messenger RNA of Strongylus vulgaris, 309 nucleotides long. NCBI's taxonomy places the organism in Eukaryota, Metazoa, Nematoda, Chromadorea, Rhabditida, Strongylidae. The record is from the annotation of a GenBank genome assembly.